Messenger RNA from Camelina sativa (false flax), 1109 nucleotides. RefSeq lists its product as uncharacterized. Gene Ontology annotation, biological process: regulation of gene expression. NCBI's taxonomy places the organism in Eukaryota, Viridiplantae, Streptophyta, Magnoliopsida, Brassicales, Brassicaceae. Gene Ontology annotation, cellular component: peroxisome. The record is from RefSeq and is a predicted model, not a curated record. Gene Ontology annotation, molecular function: RNA nuclease activity.
UAAAAAUCUGAGAUAUGAUAGGAUGUUACAUGACAUUUUUUUAUGGGAAAUAGACACACCUGGGGGAUAUGCUGGUCCAUCAAAUGUGGUCGUCAUCUCCAACAACAUCAAGAUUCAAGGAGACAAUAACUUGAGGAGAAAUGGCAUGCCAAGAAUUGCUGACUUCAUCUUUAGUCUUACAUGUUUUAAUACCAGAGCUUAUAAUUCUUUCUUAGUACAGCCUGAGCUGCUCACACUCACACCAGAACCCUCAGAAUGGCCAGGAUACCUAUUUGACAUAGGUGAGGUUAUUGGCUUCUUUAGAGUCGCCCCCAGUCAAACUAAGCGGAUGCGGAAGAAACGUAGUAGUAAGAAAAAUUUCGCCGUCAAAACCAAGAGUGAGGAAGAUUUCUCCAGUGCUUACUCGCACGUAUUCUGGGACGUCGACGAUUACCCGAUCCCCAAAGAUAUCGCGCCUAAUUGUAUUUAUCGCAACUUGAAUUUAGCUCUUAAGAAGAUGGGCUAUCAUGGUACUAUGGAAUUCAAUGCUUUUAGUGAGAAGGAGAUCCCCUUACUCUUAGGAUUAGAUGAAAAAUCGAUGGAUCUCCUAAGUAUCAUGUUCUCACCCAAAUGUUCACCUAAAAUAGUGUUAUGGGACAUUAUGUACCUAGUAAAUUCUUCUCGUCUGCGAUUCAAUGUGAUGAUAAUCUCAAAAAGACUCACUACUGAUGAGGAGUCCAUGAGGGUUCUUUGGGCUUUGAAAUCGAGAGGUACUAACGUUCUCUUGGUACAACCUCAUGAUGAAGCUGAAUCAGAAAUACCAUUUCAUUGUCCAGCCUCAAUAGCUGACUGUACAAGAUUUUUAAAUGGAGAAAAGCCUAUCGACCGUAAAAUUGUUGACUAUACUGACAAUACUUCUUGUACUAGCUGGGAAACUGACACUGAUCCUGAAGAAGAGGUAGACAUUUGGGUUUGAUGUAAAAGCAUUCUCACUUUUAUAUGCUAUUUACUUAUUUUUGUAUUGAAAACAGAACAUUCUGGUUUGAUGUUUCUUCUAUCUGUACAUAUCCCUUUCUUUCUUAAAGAAUGAAGUCUUUAAUUACUCGAAUAAGAUUACUUUUUUGUGUGGA